Molecule: messenger RNA, 3727 nt
Organism: Misgurnus anguillicaudatus (oriental weatherfish)
Lineage: Eukaryota; Metazoa; Chordata; Actinopteri; Cypriniformes; Cobitidae
Gene: taf4
Product: TAF4A RNA polymerase II, TATA box binding protein (TBP)-associated factor
Biological process (GO): DNA-templated transcription; transcription initiation at RNA polymerase II promoter
Cellular component (GO): transcription factor TFIID complex
Molecular function (GO): RNA polymerase II general transcription initiation factor activity; protein heterodimerization activity; DNA binding
Source: RefSeq, a predicted model, not a curated record
UGCUGUGAAGUUCGCAUAACACCCAUUACGCGCUUUAUAACAAACACAUAACCGCUCAGAGUGCCUAUAGAUACACCCGAGAGCAUAUGUACAUAAAUCAACGGCUGUUUUUCAACUUCACAACGGCCUUAUCUCGAUGACAGCCCCGGCGGCCAGACCGACUCUGACCGCGCUCCGCCACCAGAAUCAACUGACGUUUCUGAUGUCCCGCCUUCACGUACAGACACAACCAAUGACAUCGUCGGAAAAUUCGAGCGUGGUGACGUUUCCGCUUCUGCGCACAUGCGCAAUGUCAUUUUGUCCAAAGCUCCUCACUGUUCACAUCGAAGAUGGCGGCAGGCUUUGACCUGCUAUAUAAGGAUUUCUGUAUUAAAAGAGUGGGCAAGAAACUUUUUAUCGUUACUUCAGGUUGCAUUAGAUUAGAAGUUACCAGAUCUUGUCACAAUAAGUUUGAGGUAAGCGCCCAGGCAGCCGGAAAUCACCCAGCUGACUCCGGGAAAAAAGGCAAUUCAACUAGCUAAUGUUAACAUUUUGCGAGCUCAGGCUACUGCUGCGAGUCUUGUACAUAUGAACAUAGUGAAAGCAGCGAGUCUCGAAGUGUGUUAGAGCUUAAUUUCUCCCAAAAUCAUUGCUUAUAGUGGAGUUGAGUUGACAAGGGCGCUUGUCAAAUCCGUAUUGACAUUGUGACACGAGAUUCCCCUUCACUCACGCUUGCACCUACUUCGAACUGGAGAAGGGUGUUUUUUAAUCAAAACUUCUUGAACUGAUGUGUGCCAGAGGCACUGAUGGAUAACAACUAACCCGAUACAGUGUUUCUUAAUGCUAUGGUAACUACUUUGCCAAGCCACGGUGCGAAGAUCGGGACGUCCGCAGUGCAAACUUUGAACGGAGGCAAUGCAAUGGAUCCGCACGCUGAAAGCGGCACUCCAGUGUCCAGUGGCCAAGCAACAUCAUCAGACGCCGCUUCAACUUCAGUCCCGGUUGUCAAUAACGGGCCCGGGGUGGCGAAAGGACAUGCGAACGUGACCGUCGCCUCAAGCCCAAACACAGUCAUCCAGUCUUCUUACGGGACUCCACAGUGCCCUGCGCCCGCAGCAUCAGCAUCCAGUGCGGGACCCUCAGCUGUCACGCCAUCUAUGCAAACUGCUGGAGCAGGUUUAACUAUUAACGGAAGUAAUAAUAACGCCGUUUCGGUGACUGUAGCCAAUGUAGCGACCCAGCCAGUACCCGGAACAACUUCAACUACUACAACAGCCCCACUUUUAAUGAACCAGACUCCCACCUCUGUGUCUGCGAGUCCUAACACGUCAGAGUCCCCUAAAACUUUCAGCCCGGCCGGCAUGACCAUCGGACCGCAGCUGCAGAGCCCUGGCGCGGUCAAGGGAGCUGUGUUGCAGGGAGUUGUGAGAACUGCAGCUCCGGCAGCAGCAUCCAAUCCUGCCAUCAGGGCCAUUGCGCCACAGGUGUUAGCGCCACGACUACCCCAGAGCAACCCGGGUCAGAGCAUCCAGAACAUCCAACUACCUCCAGGUAUGGUGUUGGUGCGUAGUGACAGUGGUCAGUUGUUGAUGAUCCCUCAGCAGAUGUUGGCACAGAUGCAGGCCCAGUCUCAGGCCCCCCGCCCUGCUGCCCCCACCAGCACCGCCCCUGGGCAGAUCACCUCUGCGCAGGCACCUGGAACCCCACUGAUGGCCCGACAGGUGACCCCCACCACCAUCAUAAAGCAGGGCUCUCCUACAGCCAGCAGCACGGCCACAACCACACUCCAGAGACCACCUGUACAGGCCUCCUCUGUGGGUUCAGUGCUGUCAGUGCCGGCAGGGACCGCCCAAAGGACUGUGACUGCUGCCACAGGGACCACCGUAUCCCCGACAACGGAGACGAUGGAGAACGUAAAGAAAUGUAGGAACUUUCUGUCCACGUUGAUAAAGCUGGCAACAAGCGGUAAGCAGUCAUCGGAGACUGUCGCCAAUGUGAAAGAGCUGGUCAGGAACCUGCUGGAAGGGACGAUUGAAGCAGAGGAUUUCACCAGCAGACUCUACAAAGAGCUCAACUCCUCUCCACAGCCUUACCUAGUGCCUUUCCUUAAGAGGAGUCUUCCAGCUCUGCGACAGCUCACUCCCGACUCCACGGCCUUUAUCCAGCAGAGCCAAUCUGGACUUCCUGUCAUGGUGACCAGCCCAAGCACUGCUGCUGCUACAGCCUCCCGCACGCUCAUCCAAUCCCCCCUCAGCAACUCCAGCCAGACCACCUCUCUGGUGUUGCAGUCCCAGAGGACGAUAGUGAAGCCCCCUCAGGUUACCCUGACAACCACUCCCAUGGUUACGCUCAGGGGUCAGCCACAUAGCCACAUAGUAGUGGGCCAACCUCAGGUGCAGCUUCAGACAGUGGCAGUGAAGCAGGGUGUGGUGACCAGCAGUAAACUGGCUCCCAGUUCAGUGUCUGUAGCUUUAGCUCAGAAGAAUAAAGCGAAGGAUGCUGCUGGAGGAACUUUCAGGGACGAUGACGACAUCAAUGACGUGGCUUCAAUGGCGGGUGUUAAUCUUUCUGAAGAGAGCGCCCGAAUACUGGCCACAAACUCCGAGCUGGUCGGCGCAGUCACGCGGUCUUGUAAGGAUGAAGCUUUUCUCUCUGCCAGUCUGCUACAGCACAAGAUACUAGAGAUAGGCCGAAGGUUCGGAGUGACAGAGCUGGGACCCGAAGUGGUGAACAUCGUCUCUCAUGCCACUCAACAGAGACUGCAGAACCUUUUAGAAAAGAUCUCAUUGAUCGCCCAACAAAAGAACAUGACUUAUAAGGAGGACACUCGGUAUGAGCAGGUGGACGAUGUUCGCUCUCAGCUGAAGUUCUUUGAACAGCUCGACCAGCUGGAGAAACAGAAGAAAGAGGAACAGGAGAGAGAAAUUUUAAUGAAGGCAGCUAAGUCACGCUCGCGCCAAGAGGACCCCGAGCAGCUGCGGCUGAAACAGAAGGCCAAAGAGAUGCAACAGCAGGAACUGGCUCAGAUUAGACAGAGGGACGCCAACUUGACGGCGCUGGCGGCUAUCGGACCCAGAAAGAAAAGAAAACUGGAUUCUCCUUCGCUCGGGAAUGACGCAGAGGGAUCAGGCUUGUCAGCAAGUGCGUCCGGGGGCUUAAAUGCUGGAGCGUCGAGGCAGUACACCCGCCAACGCAUCACGCGAGUUAACCUCAGGGAUCUGCUCUUCUGUCUAGAGAACGAGAAAAGCACCAGCCACUCACAACUGCUCUACCGAGCCCUCCUCAAAUAACAGAUAGCCCCAUCAUUUCAGCCUUUAGGUCUCGCUCUCAGUGUCUUUGUUACUGUUAUUAUCAUUCUCUGUCAUUCCCUUUAAAUCUUUCUUUAUCGCUCUUUGACUCUUUUCAGUUCAUCGCUGUCUCACAUACUCGCACAGUGAUGCGUUCUCUUUUGCUUUCUCCGGCUGACCUGUGCUUUUUUGUUUUUCACAUUCUGUUCGUUUUAUCUAUUUUAAUUUGCCUUGUUUUUAGCUUCUUGACCUUUUUUUUUUAGGAUUUUACUCUUAAAAUUAUGUUUAAAGAAAAUUGCAAUUAUAAAUAUAUAUAUAUAUAUGUUUUUCAUAGAAGGUGGCUUUGUAUUGUGCAAAUUACCUAUGUAAAAAAGAUUCAGUGUAACUACACAUUCAUUUUAUAUUUGUGUUUUUAUAAAGAUGUUUUAAGAAAUAAAAGUGGACAAAGUUUCUAUGAAAUA